GAACGCAGAUCUUAAUGCAGCUACUCUGAUUUCGAUUUUAGGGUUAUUUAUUAUUCUAGUGAUUUGAUUGGCUCUUCUCAGCAUCUGGGUUUUUGUAAAGGUACAAUUUUUAUUCUCUCUUUGGAUUCGAUUUGAUUGAUCUGCCGAUUCUCUGUUUCUCCCGAGCUUUGUGGGUUGAGAUCUCGAUUAUCCGGGAAUCUUCAGUUUUGGUUUUCAUCGGAGCGGUUAAUCGUUGGACUCGUUAGUGUUCUUCUCUUGAAAAAGAAAAACUUUGUGGAGAAUCUGAUUAUAGCAUUUCUUAUUACUUCCACUGAUUCAAACAUGUGGAAGUUCAAACCGUUUGCUCAAAAAGAACCUGCGGGUCUCGAAGGUCGAUUUCUCGAAAUAGGAAAUCUGAAAGUUCAGGUUAGAAACGUCAUUGCGGAAGGAGGUUUCUCCAGUGUUUACUUAGCUCAAGAUGUAAAUCACGCGUCAAAGCAAUAUGCUUUGAAGCACAUCAUAUGCAAUGACGAGGAGUCGCUUGAACUCGUAAUGAAAGAGAUCUCGGUUCUGAAAUCUCUCAAGGGACAUCCAAAUGUUGUGACGCUCUACGCACAUGGUAUCUUGGAUAUGGGGAGGAAUAAAAAAGAAGCUCUUUUGGCUAUGGAUUUUUGCGGUAAAUCUCUUGUUGAUGUGCUUGAGAAUAGAGGUGCUGGUUACUUUGAAGAGAAACAAGCUCUUACGAUUUUCAGAGAUGUGUGUAAUGCUGUCUUCGCAAUGCAUUGUCAAACCCCACGCAUUGCUCACAGAGACUUGAAGGCUGAGAAUCUUCUAUUGAGCUCAGAUGGACAAUGGAAAUUGUGCGAUUUUGGAAGCGUUUCGACAAAUCACAAGAUUUUCGAAAGAGCAGAAGAGAUGGGCAUUGAAGAAGAUAAUAUUAGAAAAUACACAACACCAACAUAUAGAGCUCCUGAGAUGUGGGAUCUCUUUCGAAGGGAGAUGAUAAGCGAGAAGGUCGAUAUAUGGGCUCUUGGAUGUCUCUUGUUUCGGAUAUGCUAUUUCAAGAAUGCCUUUGAUGGAGAAUCAAAGCUGCAGAUCUUAAACGGCAAUUAUCGUAUUCCAGAUUCUCCUAAAUACAGUGUAUUUGUUACGGAUCUCAUCAAAGAAAUGCUUCAAGCUUCACCCGACCAACGACCAGAUAUUACACAGAUUUGGUUUCGUGUCAAUGAGCAGCUUCCUGCUAAUUUACAGAAAUCAUUACCAGAUCGACCACCUGAAAUGCAAUCUGCUGGAGUCCAUGAUGGCUCAUCAAAAUCAGCAAAUAAAUCUUCUCCAGCACCUCGUAGAAGUCCGCCACCGCCGCCACCAUCUUCUGGAGAAUCAGAUAGUGGAGGACCACUAGGUGCCUUUUGGGCGACUCAGCACGCCAAAACCUCAGUUUUGUCAGAAGACAACAAAAGCAUGCCUAAAUUUGAUGAACCAAACAGUAACACAACUAAAUCUGAAAGAGUUCGUGUGGAUAGUCAACAUCCCAAGAAGCCUAGUCCUGUGAGAGGAGAGGUUCGUGGUAUGCAAAGAAAUAAAGAUCUUGAAACUACGAAUUCUCAGAAGGAUACAACUCCUGCUGCAACGAAUAACAGGACAAGAGUGUCCAAGGAUGACGCCUUUAACUCGUUUGUUGCUGACUUUGAUACCACGAAGCUCGAUAAUGGUAGUAAACCUGGAAAAGAAGAAGCGUUGGAAGCUGAGAUAGAGAGGUUAAAAGACGAGUUGAAGAAAACAAAUUCAGAGAAGGCUGAAAUAACUGCUAAGUUUGAAAAGCUUUCUGCUAUCUGCAGAUCGCAGAGGCAAGAGUUGCAGGAUCUCAAACAAACACUUGCCUCUAAAAGUGCCUCACCAUCACCGAGCAGAGACUCUUCACAAAAUCAACCUUCUCCAGGGAUGCAUUCCAUGUCAUCAACUCCAUCGAGAGAUAAGAUUGAAGGAACAAUGUGGGAACUUCAACAGGACAGAUCUAAUUGGUCAAGUGGCAGCUCGGAUACAAAUUCAUGGCAACCUUUUAGUGAUGAAGCGAAACCCGUGAUGGAGUCUGCAUCUAAGGGUACUCAAGGUUUUGAGGCAUGGGGUUUUGAGACAGAAUCCUUCAGAGCCGCUGCAACGUCUUCAGCUACUACUUCUGCUUCUUCAACACAAAGAUCUAUGGGUUCUGGAAACAACACUUCACAGAGAUAUGGGAACACAAAGAUGAGAGAUAACCAGAAAACAGCUCAACCUGCUGGAUGGGCUGGCUUCUAAAACUCACUCAGAUGCUCAUUACUAUAUCUUCCUCUUGCAACAACAACAGCUUCAUGUUGCUGUCAUUACAGAAUCUUGAAUCUUUUUUGUAGAUGAUGAUCAUCCCCUGUUUUUGUGCUGCUAAAUAUACCCCACCCAUAUCCAGUAUUUUUAUGUAGAGUCUUGAACUUUACACAUCUGGUUCCACUUCUCUGAGCUGUGGUCAAUAUCUCAGCUUUUGGAUUAUUAAACGAUAAAUACCGUA
Molecule: messenger RNA, 2518 nt
Organism: Arabidopsis arenosa
Lineage: Eukaryota; Viridiplantae; Streptophyta; Magnoliopsida; Brassicales; Brassicaceae
Source: the annotation of a GenBank genome assembly